AUGUACGCGACGAGGUACACUCGUCGCGUCGAACUGCUACAGGAGGGUCUGGCAGAGAACAACCUGCGGGAGGCCAUUGCCUACUCGGAGCGCCAGGCCCGACAACAGCUGCUCCUGGACUGGGAGCAGCACUUGGACGAGCCUCGUGCGGCGGUCCAAGAAGUUGUCGCGGUAAUCCGACCCCAUUUGGAGGUGUGGUUACAGAACUGGGUCGGACACCUCACCUACAGGGUGACACAGGUGCUCACCGGGCAUGGUUGCUUCGGUGAGUACCUGUGUCGCAUAAGCAAAGAGCCAACGGCACAGUGCCAUGAGUGUGGGGCAGCCAGCUACUCGGUGGAGCACACCGUGGAGGAAUGUCCACGAUGGGCAAACGACCGCCGAAAGCUGGUUGCCAACGUCGGAGGCGACCUCUCCCUGGAGGUCCUUUUUAAGGCCCUUGCCUCCGGGGAAGAGGAAAAAGGUCUGUCGGUCAUCUGCUACGCAGAUGACACUUUAGUAGUGGCCUCUAGAGAGAACUGGGACAGGACCAGGUUGUUGGCAGAGAUUGGCACAAAUUGUGUCGCUAGCCGCAUCGAGGGACUGGGUCUCAAAGUAGCCGUCCACAAGACGGAGGCCAUGUGA
Messenger RNA from Pseudomyrmex gracilis, 624 nucleotides. RefSeq lists its product as uncharacterized. NCBI's taxonomy places the organism in Eukaryota, Metazoa, Arthropoda, Insecta, Hymenoptera, Formicidae. The transcript has 2 exons. The coding region runs from base 1 to 624 and encodes 207 amino acids. The record is from RefSeq and is a predicted model, not a curated record.